CAUCUCUCAGGCACAGUCAACACAACUUUCCUCUUCUCCCAGCUUGCAUUCGGUCAUCGCUGUGCCUGUUUUCGUCUAGUAGAGUUUUGUAAUCGUCAACAGAAAAGCAUCCACCCCUAACCAGCGCUCCUGCGCCCUGGUCACUCGAAUCACUAUCACCUUCCCCCAUUUACGAAUCUUUUUUCCUGAGAGAACGGACCACCUACACGUCCUCCCCACAACUGUCCGGCUUGUCGAAUCCCGAACUGAUUCACGCUCGACGUUCCCGCGGCUGUCACCGUCUCAGGAUAUCCUCCGCGUCCUCCCCCCAGCAAUCAAAUCUCCCACGGUCAAAUCCACCUACGCGUCGAACUCCAUGCUCAGAGGUCAAGGACGGAUGACCGUGCACUGCUGUGCCCUUUGACACCCGUUGGAGACACCCACUGAGGGCAAGACGUCCGUUGCGCAAGCAAACAAGUACAUCCAAGCCCAAGGGGAGAAUCAUAGCUGCCCAAUAUGAUCUCCUCCCCUCCAGGCUCGCCGGAGGCUGUGCGCGAGGUACGUGCGCAAAGCAUGUAUUCGGCCCCGUCUCCAGAUCCUGUCCAGAAACAACGACCUCAGAGCAUGAUCGGCCGGCCGCCGCCUCGCAGUAACAGUCGCAUGAGCCAAAGUAGCAAUCAUGUUGGAAGCAGGGCGUCAGAUGAAGACGCAAAGACUUCGGUCAGAGUCGUGGUUCGAGUACGGCCGCCGCUGGGCCCCUCCGACCCUGGAUUCGAUCUUAUCCCGCAACGUUUUCAAAGAUCGAUGGUGCAGGUGAACACAAAUACUAGUCUCGCCGUCGAAUCACCCCAAGGACGAAAGAUGUUCAUAUUCGAUCGCGUAUUUGGAGAAGACACAACCCAAGAAGGAGUAUGGGAAUACCUGCAAGACAGCGUGAAUUCCUUUCUGCAAGGCUAUAAUGUCUCGAUACUCGCCUACGGCCAGUCCGGCUCCGGGAAAAGUUACACGAUGGGCACAUCAGGCCCAGAUGAACAAUUUCAUCCUUCUAUGAAAGGUGUCAUUCCUCGAGCAGCGCAGCAUUUGUUCGACAACCUUAACGGUGGCAACACCCACAGCCGGCAUAACUCGGGCUUGAAAUCCCCAACCAAAUUCUCUGUCCCUAGCUUGAACCAAGCCAUGCGCAACUCCAAGUCCUUUGCCGACAGAGGAUGGGAAAUGUCGGUAACCUAUGUCGAGAUUUAUAACGAACAACCCCGAGAUCUUCUGCUUCCUGAGGACGCACCGUUUACGGAAAGAGCCAAUGUCCAGAUCCGAGAAGAUCCUCGUGGUCGAAUUUUUGUUGAAGGCCUCAACUCCGUUCGCAUCUCCUCCAUCGAGGAAUUGAUGCGCGUCUUGAACCAUGGAUCUACUAUCCGACAGACUGACGCAACGGCUAUCAAUGCCCGGUCCUCUCGGUCUCAUGCCGUCUUCACAAUCAACCUUCGACAGACUAGAGCACAAGGAUUCACUUCCAUGAAAGACAAGAGAUCGUCUAUUGCUGUCGACCAUUUCCCCGGGCACGAGUCCACCAUGACAGUAGAAAGCAAACUCCAUUUCGUCGACUUGGCUGGUAGUGAAAGACUAAAAAACACCCAAGCCACGGGUGAUCGCGCAAGGGAAGGCAUCUCCAUCAAUGCUGGAUUGGCCAGUUUGGGCAAAGUCAUUUCGCAAUUGUCAUCCAGGACAACCGGGACGUUUGUGUCGUACAGAGAUUCCAAAUUGACUCGUAUGCUUCAGGACUCGCUCGGUGGCAACGCAAUCACGUACAUGAUUGCUUGCGUGACACCGGCAGAAUUCCAUCUCAGUGAGACCCUGAACACUGUACAGUAUGCUCAACGAGCUCGAAACAUCCAGAGCAAGCCGAAAAUCCAACAAGUCGACGAUGGUGCUGACAAGCAAGCUGUCAUUGAACGAUUGCGUACUGAGAUCGCCUUUCUGAGACAGCAAAUCCGCAGUGCAGAAUCGGGUGACCGCCGACCUGGUGUCAUGUCCGAGCGGGGAGACAGACUGAAUGAACGGGAAAAUGAGCUGCAAAAUCAGUUGUUGGAUGUCCAGGAAAGCUACUCUGCCCUCAGCCAAAGACAUGCAAAACUCAUUUCCGAGUUAACCAGAAACGCAGAGACGUAUGACCAAGCCACUUCAAUUCCGGGAGAAAGUGCUAUGGACCGAUUAAGACGGUCUCAGGCUAAUCAGGAGAUGAUCGAGCAAGUUGUGAUGGAGUACGAGAAAACAAUUCAGAGUCUUGAGGCCAACCUCUCAACGACCCGCUCGUCGCUGGCUACCACAGAGAGCAAUCUGCUUGAGAAGGAGACCAAAUGCGUUUACGUCGAAACAAUGAAUCAGCAGUUGAAUGCUCGUGUCCAGAAAAUGAUGGAUCGAGAGUCGAACACGGAACAGUACCUUCAUGACUUGGAAGCAAGACUCGACAACCAAGGCACUGGUGGCGCCAAAAAUGAUGAAAUCGUCUCCGAGUUGCGAAAGGAAAUCUCGCGAAUCAGAGAAAGUGAGACCAAUGCUGAAGACUAUAUUUGUACACUCGAGGAACGGCUUGCCGAGGCAGACCAAGACAUGGAGAUCAUGCAACGCGAAAUCGAGAGACUGGAGCAUCUGGUCGAACGACAGCGGAGUCUUGGCAAACUUGACAACCUGCUCUAUGAGCUCGAUCACAUCCAAGAGAAGGAUGGUAAAUCGAAAGUCCUCAGUAGAGGGUCUCCUGAGGGAGACAAUAUCAUUGAGGAAGAGCAUGAACAAGACCUCAAAGCAGCAGAGGAAACUGCGCUUCCUGCUCAGAAAGAAAAUGAGCUUGAGGAACAUCUUGAAGAGUCGGCAGAGCAAGCUCUUGAAGAGAGCGACGAGGCAGGUCUUGGGAAACUUGAAAGUGCAGUGGCUCAUCAGCAGCUACUGAAGGCGGAGCAGACUGACGAAGCACCAGCAAGCCCUGCGCAGUCAAAGUUCAUCAAUGAGAAAUUUGAAGCUGUCAGCCAGGAAUUGUUCGACCUUCGCCUGGAGCAUGAGUCAACGGUCAACGACCUGGAUCUACUUUCUGCCAAGUACCAGGAGGCACUCCGGACGCUGGCUGAGAUGCAAGACUCCAUUGAUGAGCAGCGUCAAGCCGCAGCAUCCCAAGAAAGCAGACCUGCCGAGGACCCCACAGGCUCGCCUUUUUUAGAGCAGGGUCAGCUGCAAGAAGCGGAGGAUGGACAGGAAGUGCCCUCCUCGCGAUCACUUUCCUCGGAAUUAUCCUUAGCUGGGGAAUCCUCUACCUCAGUGGAUACCGAUAUUACUCCAGUCUUUAAGGAUUCUCCGUCGAUGGAAGUCGCCACACAGGAGAUCGAACGCUUGCAGAAUCUUCUUGCAGAGCAUGAAAGAAACACGCAGCAGGUUACAGAACAGUACACCCAGCUCCAGGCAGAACACAAGGAUGCAUUAACAACUGUCGAGCGGCUGAAGACACAAGUGCAGCGGACAAGACCUGGUUCUCCCGGUACACCUGGCAUGCUUAGGCGCAUGACUUCACAGAACAACACUGGUGUUGACCGAGGUCAACGUUCAGUGACCUCCCUAAGAACUUUACUGGUGGCGGAAUUCGAAGACAAGCCCGACCGUAUGGAAGGAGCCGAAGUUCAUCUCAGCGCGGCAGCGACUGAGCUCCAAGCGCGUCUGGACCGCAUUCAAGCUCUUGAAGCUGAAGUCAAGACGGUCAAGAAAGAGAUGGAACUCAAAUCCACCAUUAUUUCUGGCUUGACAAGAGAAAGAACGAGCAUUAAAGCUGGAUCCCCUGUUGACCUCAACAUGGUGUCUCAGCUAAGAGAUCAGAUCAUUCAAAAAGAGACCGAACUCAAGUCUUUACAUGAGGAAUACGCUCGUCGUGAGCAACGUUUGCAAGAAGAAAUCCAGAGAUUGAGUGCUGAAAAGGCCAAUGGCCACAUCACACCCCCGGCAUCCGAGGAUGGAGAAAAGAUCCAGUCCCUCAAUGGACAGCUGUCUGAGCUGCAACUGAAGCUUGAAGCAAGUCAACGAAUAGUUGAGGCGUCCGAGAAGAAGUGUGCUCGAACCCGACACGAACUCGAGGCAGCAUUGGCGAGCGUGGAAACCCUCAGAGCUCAGCAAAUGUAUGGUGAAGACGACACAACAUCCGAGCGGGCCGCUGCUGCCAAUGCUAUGCAGGCUGAGCGUGACCACUACCAAGAAUUGAUCAACAACAUCAAGCAGGAGGUUGAAGAGCAGCGGACGCUAAAUAUGGAUCAGGCGGCCAAGAUUUCCGAGCUUCAGCAACUACACGACUCGCUGAGCAAGGACUUCGAUGCCCAAGCAGAGCUGGCGACCUCACAACGAGCCGAAAUCUCCUCGCUCAAGGCAGAAAUUGCUAAGCUUGAACAGAAGAUCAAAGAAGCGGAAUCGGCCGCGGAGUUCCACAAGCAGAAUCUCAAGUCUCUUCAUGACUCCCACACUACCCAGAUCGAGGAGAUGAAGCUUGCUCAUGCAGGCAGUCUGGCCGGAUAUGAUGACCAAAUUACCGAGAUGACUGGAAAGCACGAGAAACUCGUAUCGACGUACAAGAAAGACUUGGAGCACGCCCUAACAACCGUGGAUCAACUUGUUUCCAAGGCUCAAAAAGCUCUCGGCCACCCAACAAGUGCUGACAUGCUUGAGAGUCAUAUCCAAGAUGUGGUGGAAGAGAAGCGGCACAUUGCAGAAGCCAAUGCACGUUUCAAAGACGUCAACGCUGAGCUUGAACGCCAACUUGACGGCCGACAAAGUUUGCUCGAGCUGGAGGAGGCGCUCGCCGAUGCGAACACAAGAAUCGCCAACUACCAAGAGACGAUCCGCAGUCUUGCAAACGAAGUUGGAAAUCACGAGGAGACGCUGCGUGAGAAAGAAGCUCAGCUCAAGAAGGCCGAAGCAGCCGUUGAGGCAAUCGAGGCAGAGAAGGCCAAGAAACUGGUCAUCAUCGAGGAGCUGGAGCAACAAUUGCAGAACAGCUUCGACCAGCAUCAUAAUCGAGUUUCAGUCAUCCAGGCACAAGGCAACCAGGCCCUGAUUGAAGCCCAACAACGAAUUGCGUCGCUGGAAAAGGACCUCGACCAGCGGCGAUCCAUCAAUGAAGGCGGCUCAGACAGCGGCUCGCGGACCAACACCAUGAAGUCUCAACACCGACCUCAAUCUCCACCAGUCGAAGGAGGCGUCCCGCGCUCGAACUCAAUGAACUCAAAUCUGCGCAAGUCGGCAUCCAUCGCCUCUUUACCAUCCCCUCCACCCGCCAUCCCUCUCCCGCCGCUUCCAGCCUUACCCGGCCUUUCGGUCGCAGGUGCCAAUGCAACGAAUCCUUCUCCGCCUCAAUCUCGUCAUACUUCUAAGGAAGUUGCCCUCCCCAUCACGCCAGUCUCUGGCACGGCCGUAUCCUCAAACUCGCAGAACGUCCGCCGCCAUUCAGCGCUCAUUGAAGAACAAGAAAACCGCCUCCGCACCAUCGAAAAGCACCUGCACGCCGAGAAGCAACUGACCGCCACACUCGAGGAGGCGCUGGUCGAUCUCGAGACACAGUCGAACAAGCUGCGCGCCGACGCGGACGUCUGGAAGAAGAAGGCCUGGGCCAUGGAAGAAGAGCUCUCGGGCCUGAAGAAGGAGCGGCGGUCCGAGCGACUGAGUGUCCAGGCUGUCGAAGAAGAAGUCAAGAAGCGCCGUGAGGCCGAGGCGGCGAGGGCGCAACUCGAAGAGCGGAUGCGCUUGUUGACCGUCGGCAAGGACGGGAAGACGAAGAAACGAAAGGGCAGCUCAUUGAAUUGUUUCUAGGCGUUUGAAUUGGGCGUUCGGUCGAUCAGCAACACUAAUGACGUCGCAUUGUCCUGUUUCCUGGUCUGUUUUGUCUGUCGAGACACGAAAGCGAGGGCAAAUUGCACCUGCACAGCAAGCGAGGCGAGUCGAGUCGAGUUGGAUCCCUGGUUUUCUGGUUGGUUGAUGUUUGAUUGAUGUGAUGGCACUCUACAUACAGUCAUGCCCCCCAUGCCCUGUUUUCAUGUCCCUUUCUUUUGUUGUGUGUGUUGUUUUUCUUGGGUUAUAAUCAGUUUGCGAUAUCCAGCCAGCCAGAGAGAGCUUGGGUUCGAGGUCUUGGUCGGGGGCGAUGGUGGUCUGUUCAGGUCGAAUUGGAUCGGAUUGGGAUCUUUUUGUGUAAUACGGAAGUUGAAUAAAUAGCAAGCAAAACGAAGUAAAGCAAGUAAACGAGCCAAUGAGCAAUCCAGGCGAUACAGCCAGGCAGGCAAUGAAGACUGUUGAUAAUGAUCAAUA
Molecule: messenger RNA, 6303 nt
Organism: Exophiala xenobiotica
Lineage: Eukaryota; Fungi; Ascomycota; Eurotiomycetes; Chaetothyriales; Herpotrichiellaceae
Exons: 3
Coding region: 496-5811 (1771 amino acids)
Biological process (GO): microtubule-based movement; mitotic spindle organization
Molecular function (GO): microtubule motor activity; microtubule binding; ATP binding
Source: RefSeq, a predicted model, not a curated record